CAGGCUUGCCCUUUUCCCGUUAGUGCUUGACUGCCUGUCAAUGUCCAAACUCUAAAAGAAUGCCUCUGCUGCCUCAUAAGGCCCGCGAAGAAUGGCAUGCCCACAUACCCUACCCGCCCUGCCUUUUUUGCUUGCCGAAUACGCCUUGUCUUUCAUUUUUAAUUUCUCUUUUCAUUACCGUCUAACUGUACCCGCAAACCCAGCCCACAUAUGUCAGUAGAGGACAUCGCACAGCCACUACCAUCCGCCUUCGAUACCUCAAUAGUCCGCCGAGUAGUGCAGCACACCCUCGACCACACAUGUACCAUCGAGGAUGUCCUGCGCGGCCACAACUGCCCUGAACAGACACUGCGCAAUCUCUGGAAGCUGCGCACAGUCUCGCCACAAUUCUACAAGACCUGCACUGACCUCUACUUCCGCUUUAUCACCACCAGCUAUCCGCUCACCGCCGACCCGCACAUUCUUGGCACACACCCACUCAAACGCACCAUGGACCUGCAUCACCACCACAAAAUGCAUGUCUUCAGUCUACGCCUCAUGCCCCACGUAACCGAGAUCCAGAAGGCCAUGCUGGAGAUUAUCAAGGUUAUGUAUCCGAUGAUAUCGCUGUUCCCGCGCCUCGGCGAGGUCCUGGCAGGCGGAGAUUUUUGGCCUGCAGUCAGGGAGACUGAGCAGCGCCCGGCGCUGCCGUGCAUUGUCUGCCCGGCUGUCAAGUACGUUGUCAUGUCGUUUGACUGGGACAGCGUUCUCCACCCAAGCGUCCAGGAUGAGGUCGACGACAAAGUCUCCGCGCUAUUCGCUAUCAUGCGAUCGUGCUUUCCAAACGCCAGGCUGCAUUUGCAGAUCGAUGACUCGGACGAGUACCUGGAGGACAGCGCCAAGAUGCUGCUGGUCCGGUCCAUCUUCAGCUGCUGGGGACGCGGUCACUCGCUGAUGCAUAUUUCGCGCAAACUGAAGCCCUGGGUGGUGUUCCCUGCCGCCCUGACCGGCCUGACGAAGCUGCAUGCGCACGCGCAUCCGCUGACCGACCAUUACUUUUACGCUAUGCAUCGGUCGGCCGAUUCACUGACCGACCUCAGCCUCAGCGGCCUGUAUCCAGCCGAUCUUUUGCGUGUCGUGCACCUCAGCAACGGCGAGCGUGUCGAUUAUCUGCUGUUGCGUCGCCUGGUCGUCAGCUUCAUUUCACUCAAAGGCAACGAGUUUCCUGACGAACUCGCCUUUGCCGAGCACUUCCCUAAUGCUGCCUACAUGAAGGUGAUGUCGUCGGGCUGGCCCAUCCCCGGGUACCUGGUCGGCGCUGCCUCGAAGGGCCUGAGGGACCUGGUGAUCGAAUAUCCGCGCCCAACCAACCUGUUCCGUAACCCUGCCGGUGGCAUCAUGGCGGCGUACCACCAAUGCCCGGCACUCGAAAACAUCACCAUCAGGCAGUACAUGGCCACAAUGCAGGCCGACAGCAAGUUUAUGUAUCCGUCGAUAGUAGAGAACCUGUUCCGGUAUCCGAAAUCAGCGCGGUCCUUCCGCCUUUGCUCCGAUCACAUUGUUGGUGUGUAUGAGACCAACCGCUGCAUCUCUGCCUUCCUGAACGCCCCUAAACUUCAGUCCAUAUACAUCCCUGAGGUUGCACUAAGCAUUGGAAGCGUGUUUACUCUUAUCAGUGGUCUGACAUCAUUGCACGAGCUGACUGUUCGUUUUGCCUUGCCGGUCUCAUCAAUUACGAAAAUGGUCACGGCCAAACAGACAAGAGAAAUGGCCGAUAUGUGCAGAGACUGCUGCGCGCCGCUCAAGCGCCUGACGCUCACAAACAACCAUUUCAAACAGAAGCGCUUGCUGUUUAGCUACGUGGCCAUGAUUGCUGCGGUGACAGGUACCUUAAAUCAGGCUACAGUCCAUGUCACCAGCAAGUCAGACGACAUCAUGGACGUGUUUUUGAGCGAAGCGAGGAGGAAGAUUUUCAGAAAGUACCGCAGCAACAUUGGUGAGACACUUGUGUUGCAUAUGGGGGACAUUCAGGCUUUCAGCUACCCUGUGGAUGCGUCUUUGGAGCCAAGGUUUUAACUGUAUAUAUUGUUUUCUGCUGACAGUUGACUGUGCUCAUGAUGUAGAUAUAUCACUACGUAGCCACCCUACCAAGUGUCCCAGUUAGAUGCC
Messenger RNA from Linderina pennispora, 2148 nucleotides. RefSeq lists its product as uncharacterized. NCBI's taxonomy places the organism in Eukaryota, Fungi, Kickxellomycota, Kickxellomycetes, Kickxellales, Kickxellaceae. Bases 211 to 2055 code for a protein of 614 amino acids. The record is from RefSeq and is a predicted model, not a curated record. The transcript has a single exon.